This is a messenger RNA of Microbotryum saponariae, 216 nucleotides long. NCBI's taxonomy places the organism in Eukaryota, Fungi, Basidiomycota, Microbotryomycetes, Microbotryales, Microbotryaceae. The record is from the annotation of a GenBank genome assembly.
AUGUACCUAAAAUCACUGUUUUUAACUAGGUGGCGGCCUCCGGGCCGCCUGUGGUGGAUAUACCAGCAUACUGUUGUGUCUGCCGCACCUGCCCGUGGUGUCCAUGUUCCGAUCAGAAGUCAUGUACAAGCUCUGUGGCACCUUUUGUAUUUUUCGCGCCAGUCGAACGAAGCUACAGCGUUCCCAGUAUCUUCCUUCACUUUUUCGUUGAGGUGA